Silurus meridionalis is the source of this 3695-nucleotide messenger RNA. RefSeq names its product abhydrolase domain containing 12, lysophospholipase (gene abhd12). Gene Ontology annotation, biological process: monoacylglycerol catabolic process; phosphatidylserine catabolic process. Gene Ontology annotation, molecular function: monoacylglycerol lipase activity; phosphatidylcholine lysophospholipase A1 activity. NCBI's taxonomy places the organism in Eukaryota, Metazoa, Chordata, Actinopteri, Siluriformes, Siluridae. Bases 289 to 1428 code for a protein of 379 amino acids. Gene Ontology annotation, cellular component: endoplasmic reticulum membrane. The record is from RefSeq and is a predicted model, not a curated record. The transcript has 13 exons.
GUUGGGUGGACGGGUUGUAUUGAUCAGCUGCUCGCUGCAGAUAUCUGCACUUGUGCGAGAACAAUGUAGAAGAUCAGUUUUAGACACAGGAAAAACCAAAACAAACAAACGUCAACGCUGUCCAAGCAAGUCGACUGAUCUGGAUCAGAUUCGCCACCUGCCACCUGCCGUCAGGAAAACAGACGCAGACUGAUACAUCCGUUCCAAAAAAAACAACAACGUCGUAUCAUUUCAUCUGGUUCUGAUCCGUAUAUUUUCCGCAUCUGGUCCGCUCCUGUCAUUCCAGCGAUGCGAAGGCGGAAUAACUCCCCCACCGAAGAGCACGAGAGCUCCGCUUCGGACACGCUGCAGAGCCGGGGGACGGAGCUGAAAGACAAGGGAGACGGUCACACCGAGACCCAGGAGAAAGCUAUGGGGCGAAAAUACAGGAGGAAUGGUUUAUUGGGGAGAUUGAGGAGGAUCUUCUUUUGGGUUUUGGGGAUCUACAUUGCUAUUCCAUUCAUCAUCAAGAUCUGUCCUUCUAUCCAGGCCAAGCUGGUCUUUUUAAACUUUGUGAGGGUGCCAUAUUUUAUCGACCUAAAGAAGCCGCUCGAUCAAGGCCUGAACCACACAAACAAUUUCUACCUUCAGCCAGAGGAGGGCGCUCAAAUCGGAGUGUGGCACACAGUACCAGCUGUGCUAUGGAAGGAGGCACAGGAAAAAGAUGGAAACUGGUACGAAAACAAGCUCCACUCCUCUCAUCCAGUCAUGUUCUAUCUACAUGGCAAUGCAGGAACCAGGGGAGGAGACCACAGAGUGCAGCUCUAUAAGGUCCUUAGUUCAUUAGGCUACCAUGUAGUCACAUUUGAUUAUAGAGGUUGGGGGGAUUCAGAAGGCAGCCCAUCUGAGAGAGGGAUGACACAGGACGCUCUCUUCCUCUACCAGUGGCUGAAACAGAGGAUCGGCAACAAGCCACUCUAUAUCUGGGGCCACUCUCUGGGAACCGGAGUGGCCACAAACUUAGCCAGGCGUCUUUGUGACAGAGGAACACCACCUGACGCUGUUAUCCUAGAGUCUCCUUUUACCAACAUCAGAGAGGAGGCCAAGAGCCACCCUUUCUCCAUGGUUUACAGGUAUCUGCCAGGCUUCGACUGGUUCUUUUUGGACUCCAUCACUGCCAAUGACAUCCGAUUUCCCAGUGAUGAAAAUGUGAAUCACAUUUCAUGUCCAGUCCUGAUUCUCCAUGCAGAAGACGAUCCUGUCGUCCCUUUUCACUUGGGUAAAAAGCUCUACAAUAUCGCAGCUCAGUCUAAGAGUCUGAACGGACACAAGGUGCAGUUUAUUCCAUUUCCCAGCACUCAGGGCUACAGGCACAAAUUCAUCUACCGCAGUCCCCAGCUGCCUCACAUACUCAGUGAUUUUCUUAGCAUGACUCAUCCCCACGUAUAGCUGCACACUCGACCAGAUUGCCCCCACCACCACCGCCCCACACAGAUGUACACCUGUACAUUCCAUACAUCAGUAAAUCACGUGACGAGCAGAGAACAGCCAGCAGGCUGAGGAAAGAAAUGGGGGAACGGCAGCUUGAGCACAACAUAUGCAAAGAAAUAUGCAAAACCUGCACUGAACAGUAUCUGGAUGUUUGUUAGUGACGCACAGUAAAAGUGGCGUACGAGUGUAAGAUGUAGAACUUAUUGGACCGUGUCUUGAUUAGCCGUCAGUUCAAGCUGGGGUUUUGCAUAACUCCAAAAAAGAAAAAAAAAAGGCAGAUUUAUGCAAUAAAAAAAAAAUGAGAGAGAAACUAAUUUAGAAAAAUCAGCCUUUUUUUUUUAGCUUGCUAGUGAUGACAAUCUGUUACAUUUGUGUUUAGUUCGUAAAUAACUGCGUACACAACCUUCUAAUCUCCUCCCAUUCACCAUGAUUUCAGAUUUUACAAGUCUGAUAUGUUUUAUAUCAUUUAAUUAUAACACACAUUUAAUAUUAUAACACAUUCCAGACCGUUUGAACUUUUUUUUCUUUUUUAAUUUCGAACACUUUCAAAUCGAUAAUUUGUCUGAUAUCAUUCAAAUUCUCUCAUCCAAUAAAAUAACUGCUUCUAGAGAUUUACAGGAACGAAUGUCGAAAAAUUCGCAAAUAUAAAAAUAAUAUGAAUAUUUACCAAAAAUAUAAAUAUACAGUAUGUGUGUAUAAAUCUUUCGGGUGAAUUAUCGAGGGUUAUUUAAUCACGUGUCCCAGGAUUCGCUACAAAUAUUAAACUGGUGUGAAACGGUAUUAUUGAGAAAUCCAUGGUUUUUAAACGAGCAUUGUAGAACUGAGUUGCACCAUACGUAAAUAAGUACAAUUAAAACAGUCCCUAGAAGGCAAUCAGAUGGUUUUUUUUGUUUCUGUUACGACAAAAUGAUGCAUUUCAUCAGCUAGCUAUAAGCUACAACUACUGCAGAAAGCAAUUCGCACGUUUCGUUGAAGCCAUCAACCUUCUCAUGGGCUGUGGAGCAAUAAUGUACUGUACUGCUUCAUCGGGACUUUCAACAAGUUCCCAUUAUGAGCCAUAGGUCAAUGUGUUCUGAAUGUAGGAUUGUACUGUGUGUGUGUGCAAAUUGUAAAAGCAUUGAGAAACCAGAUUAUAUCUAAAAAACCUUGAAUCGGAGAGAGAAGAAUUUCCAUUGCGUGAUAAUUUUGGUCCAUAUCUCUAUUUUUUGGGGGUCGACUCGAUUACAAUGAGAAAAGGACGGUUUUACAAAAGUACAUAACGUGAUCAUGUGCUCGUAACCUAGGUUUUUAAAUUCUAGUUUCUUUAUUGAGAUCACCUGCUAUGCAUUUCAACUUUUCUCCAUAAAAUGAGGUUGAAAGACUUGAACUUGAGCAUGUCUGUAUGAAGUAGAUGUAUGAAGGGAAGUGUUUAUGCACAUGCAUGUUAGCUUUACUGGCCUCCGAGUCUUUUUUAUUUUUUAUUCCCCCCCCAAUUAAAGAACGUGCUCUAGAUUAGGGUCCAUGUCCUUUACAUAUUAUAUACGCAAAUCGGAAAAGUUAGACGUCCUAUUAUUAUUAUUAUUAUUAUUAUUAUUAUUAUUAUUAUUAUUGCCAAUUCUGAAAGUAGCUCAUGGCUUGAGGAUUAAUGACUAAAGUCUAAACUAAAAAAAAUAAAAAAAUUAUGCUCACUUUAUGUAUCAAAAACCAUCAUAUUAGAUGUUAAAUUAAUUUGAUGGAUUCUUUCUUUUUGGAAACAUUCCUCAGUCUCUGAUUAUGUUGUGAGACUCCACUGUUUCUCAAUUCUUUUUCUUCCUAUAAAUGAGUGACCAAAAUGUUCAACAAAUCAAAUGAACCCCUCUUUUUUUUUUUCCUCUCCACAUGAUAAGGCAUCCGACGCAUGUUCAGAUCUUAAAUCCCGAUUAGUUAAUUCCAGAGCCGAAUCAAUUUUUUCUACAUCAAUUCUUUCUGUAAUGUGUACUAAUGUAGAGAAAAGACUGAGCUCUCGGCUCAAAUUCCUUUCAGCUGCCUUCGUCGAAGACCAAACACACCAUAUUUUCAGUCUGUUUUAAAUACUUUUAUGAAAUCUCUUGUUAUUUAAAGAUUUACUACCUUUUUCUUUUGGCAAAAUAUCACGUGGUUUACAGUUUUCUUUUGGGUUUUUUUAGCUGCUGUACCUUACUGUACUACUGGAAAACAACAAGAUGAUGUAUUAUCUGUUUGUACAUAAUAAAGGUUUGAACUCACAA